GCACCAAUGGGCGGCCGGGGCCGGCCGGCGGGAGGCCAAUGGGGCGGGCGGGCAGGCCCACGUGGGAGAGGUCGGCGGCGCGCGGUAGCGGUUAACCUCUCGGAGGCCGCUCGGCUCGGGCGGGAUGUUCCACCCGCUGCAGCGGAGGCCGCCCGCCAGCAUCUACUCCUACUGCGCCCGCUGGGAGGCCCGCCCGGGGCCGGGGCCCGCGCCCGCCCUGUGGAGCCGCUACCAGUGGCUGCUGGGCUGGUUCCAGAGGGAGCCCGGGAAAUGCCCCGGCCCGAAGAGCCUCCUGUCCCUCCUGGCCAGUCAGUGCAGCUACGUGACCGGCCAGCGGGUGCGGCGGGCCCAGCAGAUCGGGCAGCUCUACGGGAACAUCUACUCGGAGCGGGCGCGCUGGAGCCUCUUCAGCGGCCUGUGGCGCAGGUUCCAGGCCCGGCACGCCAGCGCCUGCAAGCUGAUGGCCGCCCUCACCGGGGUCUUCCUGUGGGAAGAGGAGCGGAUCCAGGAGGAGGAGUUGCGAAGGUCUGCAGAGGAGAUGAAGCACAUGGAGGAAGUCUCCAGGCUGUUCCAUGGCAGCGGGGGAGAGCACCAGAAGCUGGGUCCCAAAACCCAUGUGGAUAUAACAGCCACUCGCGAGGAGCAUCCCUGGGAGAUGGUGAUGGACAAGAAACACUUCAAGUUGUGGAGGCGUCCAAUAGAAGGGACCCACCUGUAUCAGUACAGAGUCUUUGGGACAUAUACAGAUGUGACUCCCAGGCAGUUCUUCAAUGUGCAGCUGGACACUGAGUACAGGAAGAAAUGGGAUUCACUGGUCAUCAAACUGGAUGUGAUUGAGAGAGACCUGACCACUGGCUCGGAGGUGAUUCACUGGGUAACUCACUUCCCGUACCCGAUGUAUUCACGGGACUACGUGUAUGUUCGGCGGUACAACGUGGACCAGGAAAACAAUCUGAUGGUGCUGGUGUCACGAGCAGUGGAGCACCCAGGCAUCCCAGAAGAUCCCGAGUUCGUGCGGGUCCGAACCUAUGAAUCCCAGAUGGUUAUCCGACCACACAAGACAUUCGAUGAGAACGGCUUUGAUUACCUGCUGACGUACAGCGACAAUCCACAGACAGUGUUCCCGCGCUACUGUGUCAGCUGGAUGGUCUCUAGUGGCAUGCCCGACUUCCUGGAGAAGCUGCAUACAGCGGCUCUGAAAGCGAAGAGGAUGGAGAUCGAAGUGCGGGACUACAUCUCUGCCAAACCCAUUGAGAACAGCAGCAGCAGCGAGGGGAAGGCGAGCAUGCCCGGUGCAGAGCACAAGAACGAAGACACCCACAGCCCAGCGCAGCUUGAGUACGCCUAAGGGCUGGCUGUGCCUCCUGCGUCAGCACCCUAGCCUCUGCUCCUGGAUCCACGGAGCAGGGCCGAUGGGGAGCUGUGACGUCAGUGUAGCCACUGGACCUUAGUUCAGCCAUUCUCCUUUUGACUCCAAACCCCUCCUCGCCUCUGUCUUCUGCUGCAUGUGGGGAGAGAGGUCUCUCCCCUGUUUGAGCCUUGUUCGGAGUGAAGCCUGGCCAUUGAAACACAACAUUGUGUAAUAUCCUCUUUGUGCUGGUGUUUUGUCUCUGGUGAGGGGAUGCCCUAGAAAAACACCUGUAUGGACAACAUGUCUCUCCCUCCUUCUUCCUCCCCUUUGAGCUAGUGUUGGGCACAGAUGCCACUGGCUCCUGAAGCUCCAGGGCAGUUCAGCUCUGCAGGGUCGGGGGCCAUGUGUAGAGAACCUUAGCCGCAGCGUUGGUGUGAUCGUCUGCAGCCAGCCCCAAACGGGUUAACGCGGGUGGGGGCAGGGGGAUGGGAUCUGUGUUCAGUGACUGUGUGUGUGUGUGUGUGUACUGCAGUGUUCCUCUGCCAUGUGAGGGGAGCGUUCCUCUGCUGGCCAAGCGCCUUUCCCCUGGAGCUGCCCUGGCCUCAGCUGGAAGUGGAGAGCUGUGUCUGGCAGGGGUUGUGGCCGUGCUCAGUGCUGCCCACUGGAACAGGAUGAUGCCUCCUUGGGAACCAGCACCAUUGCAACUGUCACCAUAUUUUUGCCUGUGGUUUCCUGGUGGGAAGAAUGAAGGACACUUGGCUGCAUUACUACCUGUAGCUCUGCGGCCUGGCGUGGGAGAGGGACUUGGUAUCGCUUGGGCAGGGAGCAUGGAUUAGGAGGCCUGGUUCAGCUGCCUUCUUACCUCCGUGGCUUUUUAUUUUGAUUUUUUCCCUGGGAGGGCCCAGCUCCUGCUGCUGUGAAUGCCCUGACCACCAUAACUAACAAGGGAACAGAAAACUGCCAGCAGCUGCCUCUUGUGCUGAGUUAGCUGCACCUCUCUUGUUGGAUCAAGACACUCCUGCAAUUAUAGCUCCUACCCAGCUUCCCUUGUGUUGGGAGAGGAGGUACCUCCCAGGCAUACCAAUAAGGGGAAGCUGUCUAGAUGCAGCCAGGAUGAGGGUCGCUUGCAGCUCUUGCUUUGGUAGGGAGGGGUCUGGAGCAAUCUAGGAAAGUGGUUAAACCUUAAUAAAUGAAUAAGCUCUUGUAGCAAUGACUGAACAGCAUAUUGGGUCAGGCUAAUUGCAUGUGUUCACCCCAGAGGUUCCCGUUCUGCAGUGUAGUCCCGGUUUGGAUCUAGAGGAGAGACCAAGAGCUCUCCCUGUCCUGUGUAUUUCCUGUUACCCAGAAUGUACUAGCCAGUGUGUUCCAGCCUUUUUCUCCUUGUGAUAAGCAGAGUUUGGGAGAGGGGCUUCUCCCCAUGUCCAGUCCCCACCCUGUGUGUGUGGGGCGGGGGGGACGCACACAGUCUAAAUGCUCUUCCAGGGGGCUGAAGCCUCAUGCUUUAACAGACCUAACUGCACCAUCACAGAGAGAGACUCCAUGAAUUCUCUUGUGCUGUAGGGAGCUGCUGUUCAUGGCACUUGCAUAGUGGGGCUCCCCUCUCAGUGCAGGGAGUUGGGGGGUUAGGGUCAGAGCUUUCUGCCACCUCCCAUUCGGGAUAUACCUGGUCCCAGAGGAAACAGAAUUCUGUGCUGAUAGCCCUCAGUGGUCAGGUACCCCCCACCCCACUCCCUUAUAGCAUGCGGUUUGAAGUCCCAUGUAGGACAGACAGCAUGAGCCAGGUGGGCUCCCACAAACAGAUCCUGCUGUGGUGCCAGAAAGCAACUCUUCCCACCUCCCCUUUCCUUCAAGGGCCUGGCUACUGUGUGGUACAGUGGGAGGGGGCUUGACUCUCAUCCAAGUGCAAUUGAGGGGUGCUGUGUGUUGGAGGCCUCGUGGCUCCUCGGUUCCUGUUUGUGGCUAUUGAGGUCCAUUAACAUAGUCAUUCUGGAUUUGUUACAGCUUCACUCAAACCUGGCAUUUCUAUGAAAACGGAUGUGUGAAUAAACUUAUACUGGUACAAACCCGAA
This is a messenger RNA of Mauremys reevesii (Reeves's turtle), 3420 nucleotides long. It is a transcript of the gene STARD7, whose product is annotated as StAR related lipid transfer domain containing 7. The transcript is spliced from 9 exons. NCBI's taxonomy places the organism in Eukaryota, Metazoa, Chordata, Testudines, Geoemydidae. Bases 125 to 1348 code for a protein of 407 amino acids. The record is from RefSeq and is a predicted model, not a curated record. Gene Ontology annotation, molecular function: lipid binding.